Molecule: messenger RNA, 1288 nt
Organism: Chrysoperla carnea
Lineage: Eukaryota; Metazoa; Arthropoda; Insecta; Neuroptera; Chrysopidae
Gene: fbp
Product: fructose-1,6-bisphosphatase 1
Exons: 5
Coding region: 177-1253 (358 amino acids)
Biological process (GO): fructose 1,6-bisphosphate metabolic process; fructose 6-phosphate metabolic process; fructose metabolic process
Cellular component (GO): cytoplasm; cytosol
Molecular function (GO): fructose 1,6-bisphosphate 1-phosphatase activity
Source: RefSeq, a predicted model, not a curated record
GGUGGGGUAUUUUAUAUUGUUUAUAAAAUUUUUAUCAAGAAUAAACUGUGCCAGUGUCUGUUAUUAUGAACUGGUUAAUAUUAUAACAAAAUUUAAACGUGAAACAUACUUCCAUACUUUAGUGAAUUCAAAGAAAUUGAAAAGUGUUAACCGCCGCGAACAAAUUCAGCCAAACAAUGGCAGAGGCUAAAAAACAAUCCAAUGAAUCCUUAAGUAGGGAUUUAAAUGUAUCCAAAAUGGUUAUCGAUACAGAUUGUAUGACAUUACCCAGAUUUAUAUUAAAACUUCAAAAGCAAGUUCCACAAGCUACAGGUGAAUUUACACAUUUAAUGGUUUCCAUACAAUCUGCUGUUAAAGCUGUAAGCGCUGCUGUCAGAAAAGCUGGAAUCGCAAGUUUGCAUGGAUUGGUCGGUACAUCAAAUGUUCAAGGUGAAGAGGUGAAAAAACUAGAUCUUUUGGCUAAUGAGCUUUUUAUUAACAUGCUGAGAUCUUCGUAUACAACAUGUGCAUUGAUUUCUGAAGAAAAUGAACACCUGAUACAGAUAGGUGACAAAUAUUCUGGAAAAUAUAUUGUAUGUUUUGAUCCAUUAGAUGGGUCCUCAAAUAUUGAUUGUUUAGUAUCAAUUGGCUCAAUAUUUGCCAUUUAUAAAAAACAUCAUGAGGAAGAAAAGGGAUUUAAACCAGAUGAUUAUUUAAGACCUGGUAGACAAUUAGUAGCAGCCGGCUAUGCAUUAUAUGGAAGUGCGACAAUGCUUGUUCUUGCAACAGACAUCGGUGGUGUAAAUGGAUUUAUUCUUGAUCCAACGGUUGGUGAAUUUAUAUUAACUGAACCCGAUAUGAAAAUACCUCGUAAAGGUAAAAUUUAUUCAGUUAAUGAAGGUUAUACACACCAAUGGUCCAAAGGUAUUGCACAAUAUGUAGCAGAUAAAAAAGAUCCAGCUAAAGGAAAACCAUAUGCGGCACGAUAUGUUGGAUCUAUGGUUGCCGAUGUGCAUAGAACUAUUAAAUAUGGUGGAAUCUUUUUGUAUCCAGCAACAAAGGAUGCACCAAAUGGCAAGCUUCGACUUUUAUAUGAGGCUAAUCCAAUGGCAUAUAUUAUUGAAAGAGCUGGUGGUAUGGCUAGUACCGGAAAGAUUGCAAUAUUAGAUGUUGUUCCAACAAAAAUUCACGAACGUGUUCCAGUAAUUUUAGGAUCAGCUCUCGAUGUUCAAGAAUGUUUGGAAACUUCUGAGAAAUGUGAAACAAAUAAUUAAACGAUUUUAAUUAAUUUUAUUAAUAAAGAGAUUUU